AUGGUCAUUGCAACAACGUUCUCGAGAAACACACUGUUUGUUCGAACAUUCACUUCGGUCCUCUGGAUCAUUCAGUACCGCGAGUUCACGCUAACGGACCUGUGUGGUUUACGGUCACAGAGUUUAAAAAAAAUGCUGUGCCCUGCGCUACUCCUAGCGUUCCUGGCGUUCGCCAGUUGCGACGUGUCUCACAUACUGCAAGAACAGCACCUGCCCUACGAGACUACGACUUCAGAGCAGCCGCCGCCAAGGCCCUACGUGUUCUCUUAUACAGCGGGAAGGUAUCCUGGACAUACUGACCGACAGCAUACUGAAGUCAGCGAUGGCAGUGGUGUAGUUAGAGGAUCGUUCUCCUACGUGGAUCCCCGCCAGAAAGUUCGCACAGUAGACUACGUCGCAGAUAAGCAGGGCUUCCAUCCCCUUUUAAGUGAUGUCCCACCUGAACACCCAACAGACUCCGAAUCAGUUGCAAGGGCCAAGGAUAGGCACUUCCAACUUUACGCUAAGAUUGCUGAGCAGCACGCCCAUCCCGAAGAAGUCCCUUCACCUCGUGAAACUGAAGCUGUUGCUGCAGCAAGAGCAAAACACGCACAACUCUUUAAAGUAAUAGCUGAACAACACGCGAGGAUAGCAGCGGAGAGGGAAGCACUUCUCCGAGAAGAAGAAGAAGAAAAGCAACAUUUACAGGAACUGGAACAAUAG
Arctia plantaginis is the source of this 702-nucleotide messenger RNA. The record is from the annotation of a GenBank genome assembly. Lineage: Eukaryota; Metazoa; Arthropoda; Insecta; Lepidoptera; Erebidae.